Solanum verrucosum is the source of this 771-nucleotide messenger RNA. Its product is annotated as probable acetyltransferase NATA1-like. The record is from RefSeq and is a predicted model, not a curated record. The transcript is spliced from 2 exons. NCBI's taxonomy places the organism in Eukaryota, Viridiplantae, Streptophyta, Magnoliopsida, Solanales, Solanaceae. Bases 29 to 769 code for a protein of 246 amino acids. Gene Ontology annotation, molecular function: N-acetyltransferase activity.
AUUAUCAUAGCUUACAAUACUUCCAAAUAUGGCUGAAAAAAUCAGUUUCAACACUCAAAUCUUUGGUAGAGUCCGCCUCGCUACGGAAUCGGACGUGCCACAUCUCCACAAACUCAUGUAUCAAAUGGCAAAAUAUCACAAUUACACUAAAGUUUUUAAUGCCACGGAAGCUUCCGUUACUACCAAUCUUUUCAAAUCCGAUAAUCCAUGCCCUCCUUUUUACUCGGUUACCACAUUCAUUCUUGAAGUCUCACCCGACUCUUUUCCUCAAAAUACCCCUAAAAAUCCCAUUUUCGACCCAAUUUUGAAAACUGUUGAUUUUGAUUCACCUAUAUUAGACUCAGAAUUAGAACUGUUCAGAACAAACAACAACAUAUUCAAUACAGUCUCACAAGUGGAUAAUCAAAAACUGUUCAGAAGUACUAGUAAUGAAGAUAAUAACGUCUUUGUAGCUGGCUAUGUUCUUUUUUACCCUUGCUAUUCGGGUUACUUUGAGAAACCUGGUUUUUUUAUUGAGAACAUGUUUGUUAGGGAGUGUUAUAGAAAGUGUGGAUUUGGGAAAAUGUUGUUUUCUGCUGUGGCAUCUCAAGCAAUUAAAAUGGGGUUUACUAAAGUUGAUUGGCUUACUGUUGGAUGGAAUGAAAAUGCAAUUGAUUUUUAUCUUGGGAUCGGAGCUUAUAUUAUGCAAGAAGUCAAACGUUUUAGGCUUUCUGGUGAAGGACUUGAUGCAUUUGCUACAAAUGAUCAAGAUGGUGGUGACAAGGUUUGAGU